This is a messenger RNA of Eriocheir sinensis (Chinese mitten crab), 1113 nucleotides long. RefSeq names its product C-factor-like. The transcript is spliced from 6 exons. The record is from RefSeq and is a predicted model, not a curated record. Bases 229 to 1005 code for a protein of 258 amino acids. NCBI's taxonomy places the organism in Eukaryota, Metazoa, Arthropoda, Malacostraca, Decapoda, Varunidae.
CUAACUAAUUUGUUGUCAGUGCUUAAGGCAUGUUUGGUGUAGGUUGAUUGAACAGAAAAUCCAGGAGCCGUUGCAAAGGCUUAUCACGGCCCCACGGGACCACCUGCUGAUUUCCCUCACACACAGAAAUACGCACCCACCCACACAGCCAGUCAGCCAGGCUUGGGGAACUAACUGGGCAGUCCGCUGCAGCACAAACAAUCGUCAACAACAACAAAAGCUGCCACCAUGUCGGCACCACUCACUCGUUCUGUGCUGGUGACGGGGUGCAGCAGGGGUCUUGGCCUUGAGAUGAUCCGCCAACUCACUGCUGCCGAGAACCCUCCACAGGUUAUAAUAGCAACCUGCAGGAACCCCGACAAGGCUGCGGAGCUGCAGGCCUUGGCGCAGGCUCACCAGCAGGUCAAGAUAAUGAAAUUGGAUGUGCAGGACUAUGGGUCUCUGUCGCACCUGGCGAGCGAGGUGAAGGAGGCUGUGGGGGACGCGGGCCUCAACUUGCUGGUGAACAACGCCGGCAUCUUGGACUCGUGUCCCACCCAGUCCCACGGCGCCAUGCUGGACGACCUGGAGCCACAAAUGUUCCGUAAUGUCUUCGAGACCAACACCCUCGCUCCCCUCAUGCUCAUCAAGGCUCUGCUACCUCAGCUAAGAGUGGCUGCAGCGGCGGGCGGUGCGAUGGGCGUGUCUCGAGCGGCGGUGAUCAACGUGUCUUCUGACCUGGCCAGCAUGGGCAUGUUUGUGGAGAAGCAGGAUGUGUAUGCUUACCGGGCCAGCAAGGCUGCCGUCAACAUGGUGACGAGGACUCUUGCGUCGGACCCCGCAGCAGCGGCGGGCGUGUUGUGUGUGUCGGUGCACCCCGGGUGGGUCCGCACCGAUAUGGGGGGAGGCGAAGCACCGCUGAGCAAGCAGGAAAGUGUCUCACAAAUGCUUCGCGCCUUCUCCACCCUCAAGGAGAAGCACAACGGCCUCUUCAUCUCCUAUGACGGAACCGUUUUACAGUUUUGAUGAUCGUGCCAUGCUGCUGGUCGUGGCUUUUCAACAUGGAACUGUCAUCUGUCAAAAGAGUUUCAUAUUACACAUGUAUUGGAUAAAAUAUAAUGUUAGCAUAAUGAA